This is a messenger RNA of Theobroma cacao (cacao), 1466 nucleotides long. Lineage: Eukaryota; Viridiplantae; Streptophyta; Magnoliopsida; Malvales; Malvaceae. The record is from RefSeq and is a predicted model, not a curated record.
UCUACUCUUAUCUGCCACAAAUCGACUAACCCUUUCAGUUAUUUUCCAAAGAUUAUUAUUUAAUCUUAUCGGUGGAUGAAAUUCCAAUCUUAUCAUCGAUGGAUGAAAGUUUGAGAAGUGCAGCUCAGUCAGGAAAUAUAGAUGCCUUGUACGCAUUAAUUGAAGAAGACGCGGAUGUUUUACGACGCAUCGAUGAGAUGGAGUUUGUUGAUACUCCACUACACAUCGCUGCAGCUGCAGGGCACACUGAGUUUGCAAGGGAGUUGAUGAACUUAAAGCCAUCAUUCGCCAGGAAGCUCAACCAAAGCGGCUCUAGCCCCCUUCACCUAGCCUUGCAAAAUAAACAAGAAAAGAUGGUGGAUGAUCUCCUAUCAAUUGAUAAAAAUCUUGUUCGUGUCAAAGGAAGGGAGGGCUACACUCCUCUUCAUCAUGCAGCCAGAGAAGGAAAUGAUUCUCUUCUGUCUAAAUUUCUGGAGAAAUGCCCCUCUUCUAUCUUAGAUGUGACUGUUCGGAAUGAGACUGCUCUGCAUAUUGCAGCAAAAUAUAAUAAGUUAGAAGCUUUAAAAGCCAUACUGGAAUGGCUUCCCAUUUCAUUCCACGGAUCAAUCAUAAACUCGGAGGACAAGGAUGGAAACACUGUGCUGCACAUAGCCGCAUCAAAUAACCAAACCCAGAUGAUCAAACUGUUAAUACAAAGCAAGAGAGUUUUGACGGGUAAGGUUAACCAGAGUGGUUUUAGACCUUUAGAAGUCUUAGAGGCACAAGCUCGAGAUGACAGCAGAGACAGUGUGAACAUUCUGAAACGUGCCAAAGAUCCGGCCUAUAUUAUUAUAGAGAAGAUGUUCUCUCCAAAAAUUCGGGGUUAUAUCGAAAUAAUGACUGAAAUUCGGGAGAUGAAAACUGAAACGGUCAAUACGUUGCUAGUCGUAUUGUCACUGAUUCUAACGAUGACUUACCAAGCUGUUCUCAGCCCACCGAUUGUCGUUGCCAAGAGAAUCAUAAUCCUUCUGGUUCCUCUAUACUUCAUUAUGGCUUGUUGCUACUCUGUUGCGCAUGCUAUCAUAGCUCCAAACCCCUAUGUCUAUUUUGGUGCUUCUGCUGGCGUGAAGGCGAAUCUGAUUCCAUUUCAUGCUAAAGGAAUGGAGGAUGGUUUCUUGAGGGACAUCGAUCAAAUGGAGUUUGUUGAUACUCCGUUACACGUAGCUGCAGCUGCAGGAUGCACUGAGUUUGCAUUGGAGUUGUUGGACUUAAAGCCAUCACUUGCUACGAAGCUGAACCAGGAAGGUUUGGGCCCCAUGCACCUUGCGUUGCAGAAUGAGCAUGCAGAGACGGUGCUCUCACUCCUGAGAUUCGAUAAGAAUCUCGUUCGCGUCGAAGGAAAGAACGGCUACACUCCUUUCCUUUACGCAGUAACGAAAGGAGACAGUCCUUGCAGAACAACAGCUUCGAAGCUUUUCAAGUUCUAA